Molecule: messenger RNA, 993 nt
Organism: Cryptococcus amylolentus CBS 6039
Lineage: Eukaryota; Fungi; Basidiomycota; Tremellomycetes; Tremellales; Cryptococcaceae
Exons: 5
Coding region: 44-691 (215 amino acids)
Cellular component (GO): nucleus
Source: RefSeq, a predicted model, not a curated record
CAAAGGGUAUCGCAGUAAACCACGUUCAUAUAUACAACCAAACAUGCCCGCCAACCCAUCUUUGGAAGCUGUGUCAGCGGCCAACGCCACAAAAAGAAAGAAUGCUCCUCGGGACGAUGAGGACAGUGGGUCGGAAAGUGGAAGUGACGUCAGCAUGAUCAAUGUCGACUUUGACUUUCACAACUUUAACCCAGAUGUCGAUCUCAUCGCAAUCAAGCGACUUCUCCGACAGACUCUUUCUUACGACGAAGAGCGUAUAGAUGUUCACCCCCUCGCCGAGCUUAUCCUGUCGGAAGGUAUACGGCUCCAGGCCGGAAGCACCAUCAAGACUGAUGGCGAGGAGAGCGAUCCUUGGGGAUUGGUGUCUGUCGUUGACAUUGCAAAGAACCAAGAACACCCCGCUUUGAAGCCCUUCUUGGAGUACCUCCGCUCAUCAGUCAAAUCUGGCUCUCCCCUCGCAUCCUCCCUCACCCCUUCCGCCGGGUCAUCCAUUCGCCCUGCCCUCGUCUUUUCCCUUCGUAUGCUCAACCUUCCUUUGCCCCUCAUCCCGCAUCUCUACAGAAUGCUGUUAGAAGAGCUUGAAGUGAAGGAGGAGGGACGGUUCACGCACUUUGUGAUCUGGAGCCGAGGGUAUAGACUGGAAGGCAACGAGGAGGGUAUGGGUUUGGACUACAAUGUCGUGGAGAAGUGAGUUGGUGCGUAGUAUGUGGAUAGAGCUGACAUGGUGCUCCAGAUCUUCCAAGAAAAAGAAGGGAGGACAAAACCAUGAGACUGUCGCCCUUGCUGCUGGCAGCUUCCCCUACCACCCCGAGGAAGAGUUCACGGAUAAGGUAGCUACCACCACCCAGACUUUCCCCUUCAAGACUGCCGCACCUCGAGACGCCGAGUCAUUCGGCGUCGAGCAAUUCGGCCGACUGACCCUCUUGGAGAAGAGCAAGCUUGUCGAGGCGAUCAAGGCGAUGCAAGCUGCUUGUGAAUAAAGAAAGCGACAUC